AUGAGCUCCCCAGAUGAGGUGUCAGCCCCUGAAGUCAGUGGUGACAAGGAUGUCCCGUCUACCGGGGACAUGAAUUCCCAGGAUAUGGCGUCUGCGCCUGAAGCUGACUUGGGCCAGGAGGGCAGGGAGCACUUAGGAGACACUCUGAUCAACCCCAGAGUUCCAGAGGGUGAAAGCCUCGUCCAACGUCCUCUGGAGAUUAGAGAGGGUGAGGGCGGCCUGCCACGUAUUGAAAGCUGUGAGUUGAAGUCUGGGCCUAAGUUUGAAGCAAGAGAAGUAGAAGAAGGGGUGCUUACGGACCCGGCAGGCCCGACCAGUUCCCCCGUGGGCCAAGAAGAAGGCGGAGAGGUCAGCGGGUACUUCUUGCCCCAGCUCAGUAUUGAGGCUAUGACUAUAAUGAGAGAGCUGACCGACCUACAGGCCCGAAAAUUCUGCAGGUACCCGUCCCCACAAAGCUGUGCCGCUGAACUGACUGCCCUUUGGAGUAGUAUAGGUGAAGGCUCCAACAGAGGUGCAGAGCCCGUGAGCUCUGGAGAAGGGAAGCAGGUCUCUACAGGCUCACUGUACCCUAGGGGCCUGGGGCGAAGCAGAGCCUGGGUGACCUCGAGAAGAGGCACCACAAGUAAGAUGGUGCGCAGUGAAGCUGUCCAACGGUCCACCUCAAAACCUGCUUCUGAUGAGUCCAGUGAUUCACAGACGAUGAAGGUGACCAUUUGCCUCAAAGAAGGAAACCAGGCCAAGUCCAGUGGCCGCACUGAGCUGGAAGACUCAGGCAAACACACAAAUGUCCAAGGCAGGGGAAGAUUCGUCCAUGUGCCCCCCUCUGUACUGUCCAGUGCUACCCGGAGGUUCAGCGCGGGCCUGGAAAAGCCAGUUUCAGGGGAGCCGGAAGGCUCUCUGUGUAAGAAAAGGCAAAGUAUGGUCUGGGGCAAAGAAGGGAGCAGACCAGGCUACCCAGGAGCUUCUGCUGCCUCUGUGUCUACUGCUGCAGCCAACUCUGCUGCUGCCCCUGCUCCUGUUGCUUCAGGUGCUUUGCCCAAGACCAAUACUAGAAAGAAGACAGCACAGGAGAAGAAGUCCUUGUCAGAUGCCUCAAGAGGACCCCUGGGAAGAACCUUCCCACCUUGGGGGCAAAGACUCAAGUCAGCUCCUGUAGAGCCAGCUACCCUGCCCCCAAUCUCUGGGGUUGCUCUGAUAGGGAAGACCAGUAAAAACUCACUGCCUUCAGGACCCAAAGACUGCAAGCCCUUCUGCACUGGGAAGAGAUCCAUGGCAAGGAAGACAAAGGAAUCCCAGCCAGGGGCCAAAGAAGAUGAUGACCAAACCAGAAAUCCUGGCUUGCAGGCCCAACUUCCAACACACAGGGCAGAGCAACCUUCCACGUGCACGAAUCAUAGAGAAAUGACCAGUGGAGAUGCCAACUUCAGAGCACCCCAAGUUCCAGGAAACUCCCAGCUCUUGACCUUGAGCCAGAGAAGUUCCAGAUCCAGAGGACCUGCACAGGCUGGUGAGCAGGAGUUGUUCAUACGUUUUCCAUUCCCAGUUGGCGAGAGGCAAUAUCAAGCACCAGAAACAAUGGGCUGCCAACAGUGUCUGAUGUUGCAGAAGGAAAUAGAGGAACUCAAGGAACAACUAGCCAUCAUGCAGGCCCUCAACGAAAAGUUCCAGGAUCUCUGA
Molecule: messenger RNA, 1677 nt
Organism: Cricetulus griseus (Chinese hamster)
Lineage: Eukaryota; Metazoa; Chordata; Mammalia; Rodentia; Cricetidae
Source: RefSeq, a predicted model, not a curated record